Lutra lutra (Eurasian river otter) is the source of this 4115-nucleotide messenger RNA. It is a transcript of the gene CBLL1, whose product is annotated as Cbl proto-oncogene like 1. Lineage: Eukaryota; Metazoa; Chordata; Mammalia; Carnivora; Mustelidae. The record is from RefSeq and is a predicted model, not a curated record. Gene Ontology annotation, molecular function: ubiquitin protein ligase activity. Bases 107 to 1615 code for a protein of 502 amino acids. The transcript is spliced from 6 exons. Gene Ontology annotation, biological process: regulation of cell adhesion; protein ubiquitination.
UGGAGAAGGGAGUGGACACACAUGAGCCGAGUCGGCGAGGUGGAGGCCGCACUGAAGGUCCCCAGGAACCAUUCUGUGGCACUUUCCUUUGUUUUGGCUGAGGACGAUGAAGGCAGCCGCAACCACAGCCCCCGGGGACCAAGAACUGGAACUAGAUAAUGAGUUACAAGGCACUAAUAGUUCUGGAUCGUUGGGUGGUCUUGAUGUUCGAAGACGAAUUCCUAUAAAGCUCAUCUCCAAACAAGGGAACAAAACCAAAACCGCACCUCGAGCUCCAAGGACUAUAAACAGGAUGCCUGCAAAGGCUCCACCUGGGGAUGAAGGAUUUGAUUAUAAUGAAGAAGAACGGUAUGACUGUAAAGGAGGCGAACUGUUUGGAAAUCAGAGAAGAUUUCCUGGACACCUUUUUUGGGACUUCCAGAUAAACAUCUUAGGUGAAAAGGAUGAUACACCAGUUCAUUUCUGUGACAAAUGUGGAUUGCCUAUUAAAAUCUAUGGGCGAAUGAUUCCAUGCAAGCAUGUUUUUUGCUAUGACUGUGCUAUUUUACAUGAAAAAAAAGGAGAUAAGAUGUGUCCAGGCUGUAGUGAUCCUGUGCAGCGAAUCGAGCAGUGUACGCGAGGUUCUCUCUUCAUGUGUAGCAUUGUUCAAGGGUGCAAGAGAACGUACUUGUCUCAGAGGGACUUACAGGCUCAUAUCAACCACCGCCACAUGAGAGCUGGAAAACCUGUUACCCGUGCUUCGCUCGAAAGCGUCCAUCCUCCUAUCGCCCCACCGCCGGCCGAAAUCCCCGAUCGCUUUAUAAUGCCUCCAGACAAGCACCACAUGAGCCAUAUCCCUCCAAAGCAGCACAUCAUGAUGCCGCCGCCCCCUUUGCAGCACGUGCCGCACGAGCACUAUACCCAGCCACACGAGGACAUCCGUGCUCCUCCUGCAGAGCUGUCCAUGGCUCCACCUCCACCUCGCUCGGUCAGUCAGGAAACCUUUCGUAUUUCAACAAGAAAACACAGCAAUCUAAUAACUGUCCCUAUUCAGGAUGACUCAAAUUCAGGUGCUAGAGAACCACCACCUCCUGCCCCAGCACCUGCUCACCACCAUCCUGAAUAUCAGGGCCAACCAGUGGUAUCGCACCCGCAUCAUAUUAUGCCUCCACAGCAACAUUACGCACCACCCCCACCUCCUCCACCACCAAUCAGCCAUCCAAUGCCACAUCCUCCCCAGGCCGCAGGUACUCCUCACUUGGUAUAUAGCCAAGCUCCACCUCCACCAAUGACCUCUGCUCCACCACCAAUCACCCCUCCCCCUGGACAUAUUAUUGCCCAGAUGCCACCUUAUAUGAACCAUCCUCCUCCAGGACCUCCCCCACCUCAGCAUGGUGGUCCGCCUGUAACCGCACCCCCUCCUCACCAUUACAAUCCUAACUCUUUACCCCAGUUCAGUGAAGAUCAAGGAACUCUGAGCCCUCCAUUUACACAACCAGGGGGAAUGAGUCCUGGUAUAUGGCCUGCACCGAGAGGGCCACCUCCUCCUCCACGAAUGCAGGGUCCGCCUUCUCAAACCCCACUUCCUGGACCACAUCAUCCAGAUCAGACAAGAUAUAGACCGUAUUACCAAUGAUUAAUAGUACUUUGAACUGAAGAUAUGAUGAGGAAAAAAAAAAAACUUAUGUAUAGUCAAUCUUUUAAUUAAGCUUUGACUGUUUGGGGGAAGGAAGAGUACCUCUUAUUGAGGUGACCGCAAAACAUUUAGGGUCUUGUCUCUUAAAAUGGUUUUAAAUCUUGACCUUAGGAUUGACUUCAAGUACUAUACGGUAGUGCAGAUAAGUGGCUCAGUUGAGCACAGCUACGUUUUAACAACUUUGUUCCCCUAGUGUGGGUGUGGUAAAUUGACCCAGAGGUGACCAUUUGUAAAAAAUUUGAGAAGAAUUUUUCAUUGUUCCACUUCUAAAAAUAUGGCUUUUGUUAAAUCCAAUGUUUAGUUUUUCUUGUGAUACAUUUUGUUAACCUGUGUAAGAGGAUUAAAUUUCAAAAUGGUUGUAAAAAUGCUAUUUUUAUGUGAAUUUAAGUGCAGCCACAUACUGUUUUUUAAAACCAUAUGUUUUACCACUAAUUUCCCAAAGUUACAAUAAAAUCCUAAAAGUAAAAAUCUACUAGAAUUUACUGUAAGGCAGACUGUUAAAUGGUAGAGAAUUAUUUCACAUUUUAGGCACUGAAAUUUUGAGGUAUAUUAAAUAUAUAAUGCACUUCACUUGGAUGCCUUUUUGUUUUUAGGCAGCCUCAGGAGCACCAAAAUACAUUGGAAUUCCAUAUUUAUGUUCGUAAUAUUAAAAGGCAUUAGUAGUUAUUUGGAAAGAUAUGGCCAAAGCAAUUGACUCUAUAGGCUCCAAGCUAUUGGGGGAUACUGUUACUCGUUAAUGCUUUCUACCGAAAGGUGGGAAUCACAUGAUGCACCACAUUUACUAAUCUUAAGUAACAUUAUUUUAUAGAACUGUUUAAAACUGUGUUAUCUAGAUGAAGUGUGUUCUACUCUGCUCAUUGUCUUAAACUUAAAUAUUUAGGGCUGAAUAGGCUUUGUAUAAUUCCUCAUUUCCUGGUAGAGUUUGAUCUGUGCUUUGAGUGGGUUCUUGUCUCUUGGGUUUUAAAAGUACAAUUUGAAUGCCAUCGAGGAAUACUAUAUUAAUGAAGGACGUUCUUGUAAUCACAAACUUGCGUUGCUCAGGUUUCAUUACUAUGUGAUAAGGUUUUUUCCUCUAACUUGAAAUUUUAAAAGUGUUAAUUAUUUCCUAUUCCUUUCAUUGGUUAAGCACUAUAAAAUUUGGAACAUUUUAAAAGGGAGUCAACAGUGCAGACCACCAGACGAUUUUGUAUUGGAAAAAAGUGAUGACUAAAUUGUGAAUUUCAGAGCUUUAUAAGGUGCCUUUAGAGUCAGCUUUUGCAUUAUAGGGGCUUGUUACAGUCCAGCUAAGAUGACCACUUAAUGUUUUAUACAGAUCUCAUAUGUAUAAAUCAAUACUCUUAGGAUAUUGUUUUAUAUCCUUUGGAUAAACCCCUGUGAAGUAUUUCCUCCCCCCUAAAAUGGUGCAUAAUAUAAACAUGAAAAAUGUAGUAUGCAGAUAUCAUUUAUUAACUAGUUUGUAGUGCAUAAAUUUAGAACAUUUCUUCUUGACAAAGGGUGAACUGAUGGCUAAUUUACCAUUUAAUUCUGUCAGAUACAAGCAAAAAACAGUUUCUCAUCUUGGAUCAUCAGUUGCAGAGGCGUCUAUGAAUUUAGAGCUGAAGUUAGAGAUGAUAUCAAUGAUCAUUUCAACCUUGACCAGCUGAAAAUAACGAAUAUGCUUUUUUUUUUUUAAGUUAAUGGAGUGAUUUUUCACAUCUAGCAAUUUGAGAGUCCAGUGUUAAUGCAAUAGAUGUAGUGAGAAAUUCUUGUUACUAGAAGCGUGGGAGUGAAGUAUGAACUAGUGUGAAAUGGUGGUGGUGAGUUCUUCUAUCAUAUUACUGUAGGUACUUGGACUGGUGCAAACUUGAUUCCUUUUCAUGCCCCUGUUUAGGAGCUGUUAAAAUAUUACUGUUGAAAACCCAAUACCAUUCUUUGUUUCUUGUGAUAAGAAAAUAGCCAAAUUCACUUCAGAGCUUUUCAACUAUAAGGAGCCCUCCUGUUUUUACUGAAAUUCACUAGAGCUGAACGUGGCAUGAAACCACUUAGCCUAUGUAUUGGACAAAACAAUUAGUAUCAUGAUAAACUUCCACAUGUUUAAGAGAUUUCUCAUAGACUUUAAAAAUGAUUUCUUUUCAGUUAGGUUUAAAAAAUAUGUGUUAUGCAGGGAGGCAGAUCAGAUGAAUGUGUUAUAGCAGACAAAAUUUUUAAAUGGUGUUAGACUUGAAUUCAUCCAGUUAUUAUUUGAAUGAGGGUGGGUGGGUAGAAGGAUAACAAAAUUACUGUUAGUGUUUCUUUCCUUAAGGAAAAAGAUGUGAAUCCCAGCCUUAUUUCAGGGAAGCCUUUGAAGCUAUGAUGGACAUAAGUCUAAAUUAAAUGUAUGUAUGUUUCAUUAUAUUGCUCUUAAGACUACUGAGGUGGCAGUUUAAUUCUUAAAAACAAUAAAAUGGAAGCAUAAAUACUA